GCGCCGAUGGAGCUGGACCACAGGACGAGCGGCGGCCUCCACGCCUACCCGGGGCCGCGGGGCGGGCCGGUGGCCAAGCCCAACGUGAUCCUGCAGAUCGGUAAGUGCCGGGCCGAGAUGCUGGAGCACGUGCGGAGGACCCACCGGCACCUGCUGACCGAGGUGUCCAAGCAGGUGGAGCGCGAGCUGAAGGGGCUGCACAGGUCGGUGGGCAAGCUGGAGAACAACCUGGACGGCUACGUGCCCACGGGGGACUCGCAGCGCUGGAAGAGGUCCAUCAAAGCCUGCCUGUGCCGCUGCCAGGAGACCAUCGCCAACCUGGAGCGCUGGGUCAAGCGCGAGAUGCACGUGUGGCGGGAGGUCUUCUACCGGCUGGAGAGGUGGGCCGACCGCCUGGAGUCCAUGGGCGGCAAGUACCCUGUGGGCAGUGAGCCGGCCCGCCACACCGUCUCCGUGGGUGUGGGGGGUCCCGAGAGCUACGGCCAGGAGGCUGAUGGCUAUGACUACACGGUCAGCCCCUAUGCCAUCACCCCGCCACCUGCCGCCGGUGAGCUGCCCGGGCAGGAGCCGGAUGAGGCCCAGCAGUACCAGCCAUGGGCACCGGGUGAGGACGGGCAGCCGAGCCCUGGCGUGGACACGCAGAUCUUCGAGGACCCUCGGGAGUUCCUGAGCCACCUGGAAGAAUACCUGCGACAGGUGGGCGGCUCCGAGGAGUACUGGCUGUCGCAGAUCCAGAACCACAUGAACGGGCCGGCCAAGAAGUGGUGGGAGUUCAAGCAGGGCUCAGUGAGGAACUGGGUGGAGUUCAAGAAGGAGUUCCUGCAGUACAGCGAGGGCACUCUGUCCCGCGAGGCUAUCCAGCGCGAGCUGGACCUGCCACAGAAGCAGGGCGAGCCGCUGGACCAGUUCCUGUGGCGCAAGCGGGACCUGUACCAGACGCUCUAUGUGGAUGCCGACGAGGAGGAGAUCAUCCAGUACGUGGUGGGCACCCUGCAGCCCAAGCUGAAGCGCUUUCUGCGCCACCCGCUGCCCAAGACCCUGGAGCAGCUCAUCCAGAGGGGCAUGGAGGUGCAGGAUGGCCUAGAGCAGGCAGCUGAGCCUGCUGGUCCCCAACCCCCCACUGAGGACGAGGCCGAGGCCCUCACGCCCGCCCUCACCAAUGAGUCUGUAGCCAGUGACCGGACCCAGCCCGAAUAGAGGGCAGCCCGGAGCCCCCAGCCUGUCUGCCACACCUAGUCUGUGGCCUUGCCAACAAGGACUUUGAGCUGGGGCCGACUUCUGCAGGGGGAAGCCCUUGUCCACCUGGGCAUCCCACUCGGCCUCCUGGCCUGACUCACAUAGACAUGUGCCAUCCAGAUGCAGGCAACACCACGGACAGCCCUGGAGCCCCUCUCCCCUGCAGGGCUCCUACCUGUCACCCUCUCCUCCGUCUGUCUUCCCUGGCCCUGGGCCUCACCCUCCACACUUUCAGGCCGUGACAGAAAGUCUCCAACUUCCUCAUUCUGUUCCAACGUCCAGGCCCUCUGGGCACUCAGAAAACCAAAUGUCCAGAUGGCAUGGACCACUGGCACCAACCUCAUGGGGUGGGGCACCCAGAGCUGAAGCAAAGGCAGCACCAGUGCCAAGGGAACCUCAACUUCCGGGGAUGCUGCCCUCUCCUGGCAGUCACCACAGAGCCAGCUGGCACCCCACCGCCUCCUAGGGCUGCUGGCCAGCCUCGGGCAGCAGGAUUCCCUCCUCCCAGGAGAGAACCGAAGUCUUAAAUGCAGCAGCAGCAGCAGACCUGACGUCCUGGUGCCUCCUGGCCCCUCAGCACCAGUGAUUCACGCCAGCCUGGAGAAGGAUCAGAGCUCAGCUCGAUGACUCACCGUGGCAGGCGGAGGGUCCCAGAGGGGCUGAGUCCUUAAAUCCGGCUGAGGCAGCAGCCGGUGCCCUCAGAGCCAGGAGAGUGACAAUAGGUCUCAAGGCUCCCACGAAGUCUUCGCUGCUGCGCCUGGCACGCCCUCCACUCCCAAGCUGCCCGCACAGGAGAAGUCCUGGGACAGCCCAGGGGGGCUGCAGAGAGCUGGUGGUGAAGACGGGCCAGCUGAGGGCCAGGGCCUGCCUCUAUGCCCGCCCCGCUGGCUGCCCACUAGCUGCCCCCAGAGCCACUGCAGCUGCAGUCAGGGGUCGACUACUCUGAGCUGUGCUCCCUCCCCGCACAGGAGACCUGCUUGCUGCAUGGCCAUGGUCUCCCGCCAGAGCCUUUCAUGAGCCCUGAGCCUGGGGCCACAGCCCCUGCCCUGCGUGGUGGCCCCAUGCCCAGCCCAGGAGAUCCCCAAGCCCCUGCUCCGGGGCUGUUCCAGGCACUGUGUCUCACCCUGCCAUUGCCCAGGCCUUGGCCCCACUCCAUCCCCCAGCACCAACACCCUGGUGCUGGCGGCCUCUCGCAUCUGCAGCCCGAGCAGGCCCCGGUUGGAGAUUCCUCCUUCUGCCUUGGUCACUGGGGUUUCCAGACUCUGGGAGGCCAGCUCUGCAGAAAGCUCUGACAGAUCCUCCACUCCACACCCCUGCCAGCCCCACAGAUUUUAUUUUUGCACAUAAGCCAUAACCCAUACUCAUAGGCUGGCACAGGCUGCAGAGAGGCCCUGGGCCUGGGGAGACCCCAGGGACCUCGAGAGGGUGUGGCCACUCCCCCCUACCCCAGAUCAGGCCUUGAAUGUCCGGCCAGGCCCUGUGUACCCCUGCCUUCUUACCCUGAAGACAGACUCCUUUUGUAAGAUUUUGUUAAUAAAACAUAAAACAUU
This is a messenger RNA of Galeopterus variegatus (Sunda flying lemur), 2786 nucleotides long. It is a transcript of the gene ARC, whose product is annotated as activity-regulated cytoskeleton-associated protein. Gene Ontology annotation, molecular function: mRNA binding. The transcript has 3 exons. Gene Ontology annotation, biological process: positive regulation of AMPA receptor activity; modulation of chemical synaptic transmission. NCBI's taxonomy places the organism in Eukaryota, Metazoa, Chordata, Mammalia, Dermoptera, Cynocephalidae. The record is from RefSeq and is a predicted model, not a curated record. Bases 7 to 1197 code for a protein of 396 amino acids.